Molecule: messenger RNA, 11448 nt
Organism: Podarcis lilfordi (Lilford's wall lizard)
Lineage: Eukaryota; Metazoa; Chordata; Lepidosauria; Squamata; Lacertidae
Source: the annotation of a GenBank genome assembly
AUGGAGAGGAGGAGAGGAAGCGAAGAUGGCUCCCUCACUAGCCUACUGAGCCUCUUGUGUAAGUCUUCAUGCCAUGCUUGAUCUGGGAUGGCUACUUGAAGAAUGCAAGCCGCCCCUUGAUGUUGCAUGCACAUGUGGGUUCACUCACUGUCUGCCCCCUGAGCAAGCCCACCUCUUUGCCACUCCUGCCACUGCCCAACCACUUUCCCUCUGGGCCCAGCAGGAGAGGGCAAGGGAAAUGGAGGCAGCUGCUGCUCUUGCAUCCUUAUUUGCAUGCUUGGAGAGGGCAUGAGGAAGAGGACAGGUGGGGAGCUUUGUGUGUUAGUAGUGGGCAUCCAUGGGGGGGGGGCAACAGGGGACAGUUGCACCUCCUGGAGGAAACAUAAUCUCCAGAUUCCCAGUUUUCAUUAAAAAAGUACGUUUGUAGCAUUGGCAGAGUCUUUAAAAAAAAAAAAUAAUUAUUAAACAAUUUCAACAUAACAAAUUAUCAGUCCAAAUAAUCAAUUACAUUAUUUCCCCCCUUCCCCCCCAUCCCUCCCACUCCCCACACCAAGGACUUCCCUCAGCUCCCCUCUCUGAUUUCUUUGCACAUAUUGUUCUCUGCAUGUUAUAAAAUUGUACAUAUCUUUACCUUAUCUAUCAAAUGUUCAAUUAAUACAUUUGUGGAUGUUUAUUCUGUAGCACUGGCAGAGUCUGAUAUAUGAGACAAAAUGUACAGAUACUGUUCUUCUUAUUUUUUGCAAGCUGUUACCCCUGCUUUGCUCCACCUGCCAACCCUGCUGCCAACCUCUCUUCCCCCACACCUGGCCAACUCUUCCUCGCUUUACACCUCACAGCUUGAUCCCAGCCCCACUCCUCACGGCUUCCCCACCCCCUAACAUGCUUCCCCUCCCAUCUCACUAAACAGCCCUUUUAAAGGAGGGGGAGGCAUCUCAGAGACCAUUUUCCACAGUGGUUUGACAAGCUGCCUCCAUCAAACAGUUCAUCCUGUGCUCCUGAAGAUGGGAGUUCCUGUGCCCUAAACAGUUACACAGAAGAGGGAUUUAGCAGGGGCAUCUCAUCACGUCAUUAAAACUCCAGCAGUAAGAAAAGCUGCACUGCCAAAAAACCACAACCCUCCUCUAUACAACUUGACCCGUAGCCCUGUCCCCUCUUGUCUAUAUGCUACAGACUUUGACCCUUCUGUCACUCAAGACCUCCACCUUGGUUUUUAUGAGGAUCACUGAGGAACACUAACAACAAAUUAAAGCUGUUGCACCCACUAUCCUUUUUAACCCUCCGGCUUCAGCAAUAUUGUCUCGGCCCAGAAUGUGGUCCCAGGGUUGCUGCUCCCAGCCACCUGCUCAUCCUACUCAUUAAUCGCUGUGCAUUUUAUUUGCUGCAUGUACGUGUAGCUACUCAUGCCUCCAGCGUGCGCUGUUGGUCUUGCCAUGUCACCCAGCGAAGCCUCUCCCCCAUCCACCCAUUUCCCCAUCUUGCUUCCCAUUGGAGGGAGUGGGAGUCUUGGCUGACGUGGGUCCACCUCCUGCCCCCCAACACUGUUAUGAAGGAAAAUAAAAUCGCUUGCACCAUCCCAGAGAUUCAAUUCAGAACAUUGCAAAGGGGGACGUGGCGAGACGGAGAGAGAGGAGCCAAACUAAACAACCCGAAGUCAUCCCAGCAUCGCGGGCAAUGUCAGGUAAAGCCUGCUUGGCACUGCAGGAGCCAGGCAUGCACCCAUCGGUGCUCUGGACCCUGUUACUUUUCUCUUUGGGCAUUUCAUGACAUCUGUAGAGACCUCUUGAUUCCUUAAAGUGGGUUAGGAGCUUUGCAUUCAUGGCUCUUUUGCCUUGCCAUUCAACAUAGCUGAAGAGCUGCAUCUUCUCUGGUAAAUUUUCCAUGAGCUGCUCUCUAGCUAAGUACUUGGAUCAUGAAGCUGAUGGUUCUUUGGUACCCUGGGUGGGAAGCAAGGUGGAUGCUGCGGUGCUUAGGAUGUGUGUGACUUGUGGGUUGAAAUCUCCCACCCACCCCGUAGUUCCCAGGAGGAAUGUCUCUUUGCCUCUUAUCUAGACCUGCAACAAUACUACCAGAUUUAAGGGAGAGAAUGGGUCUAAUGGUUGGGAAUUAUUGAGAAACUCCAGAAGUUCAAGUGGGACUUUUAGAACGUCAUAGGGAUUUCCUCUAAUGACAUGGCUGUAACUAUGGAUGGACUACGGAUCAGAUCCAGCUCAGCUAUUUCCAUAUUAUUAUUGGGUUUGGUGAUUGGGCCAAAUGACCCCUCAAGGUCCCUUCCAACUGUGUGAUUCUGUAAUUGCAAAAGAAGGGUUGCACUCAGUUGGAUAAAUUUAGCCAGGUUAUAAGGACUGGGCUGCUGGCUCUGAUCUUAAGCAUGGCUAAGAAACUACAUGAGGAAGUAUUCUCUCCCUCCUCCCAGCCCCCGUUCAGCAAAGGAGCCUGUGCGGAAAGGACAGCAUAUAAUUUGGAGUUUUCAAAGCAACCUGAAGACAGAGAACUGAGGUUUAGCUGUGGAGCAUCUUAGUGUGCAGGCUAGUCCACUGGGAGGGCAGUGGACUUUGGUUGCCCACUAGAGUGCCAAGCUAUGGGUCUCCACAAAUUGCCAUAAGCCUCCUGUGGACCUCAUGCCCACCCAGGUAAGCACUGCAGCCGGCAGCAGUGGACAGGGUAGUGAGGCUGCACCACUCGCCUGAUCUCCCUCUGGCUAAGCUGCUGCAGCAUACCAAGAUGGUGAGGGGCAGAGACAAUGCCCGGGUGGUAUAGAUGCUUUGGCAGGAGUGCCAGAUGGGCUCCACUGGCACGUUUGCGCUGUUAUUCUGUUGACCCAGCCAGAGCGGUUAAGUGAGUGGCAUAGCCCCAUUACACUGAUUGCCGCAGACAGCAGUCCUGUAGCAAUAUUAUUAAGUGCAGACCCAAGACAUUUUGCUGCCUGAAGUAGAGCCCCACCAACACCAGUCCCUGUUAUAUGUGAGGGCUGGCCUUGGCAGUGAGUUACAGGACCAAACUAGAUGUCAGGUGGGGUGUCAGUGGGGUGGAGCAUUGGAUUACUGGACUCUCUAAACUGCCUAGAGCAUGCAGGACAGCCAUACUCUUCUCUCGUGCCACUGGAAAGCAGGUACUAGCCAUGGGUCUGAGGAGACACGGGAUGGGUGCAUGGGAGCUUCUAAGCCAGGCAGAAUUAAGGUUCAUCCACAUUCCCUUUUGUGUCACAUUUCUAGGCACAGGUCUGAGUUUUCCAGGUCUUUGUCCGAGCACAGUUUUGUUUUGUUUUGCUUUGCUUUUUGUCCUGGUGUUUUACCAAUGAAUUGGAGCAAACGGUAACUGGGUUUUCUGUGGCUUUCUGUUUGCUCCAAUUCAGUGGCAAAGCACAGGUUUUCCCGGGGAAAGGGCCAGGACAAGAAAACCCAGCUGCUCGGAGAUCGACUUGGCAAGCCCAGACAAGUGCCUAGAAAGUACGGAGCAAAGGAAAGCAUUGAUGAGCCCUUACUCUAGGGAGACCGGUCAGCCAUUUAUUGCCACCCCUCUUGCAGACUGGGAAGAAGGAAAGAGUUGGGCUCAAAGACAGUCCACACAUGUGGACCUUCUGGUGUGAUAUCUCUGAGCCCAGUUCUCUCCCCCAAUAGUCAUUUUGGGGGGCUGAGCCCUCAUUGUUUCCCUGAAGCCAGGGGUGAAACUAAACUUUAUUUCAUCCCAGUUUGGCACCCCCCCAAACACAUGCACAUUUGCAUACACACACAGGCUGGGAGCCUCAAUGGCACCCCUCUGGAUGCUUCACCCAGGGCAAAGAACCUAGCUAGUGCUCCCCGCCAUAGCUAUGGCUCUGCCUGAAGCAACUGCAGGGAAGGAGUAGCCUCAGAGUCAGCAUCCUCCUUUGGCAGACGGUUCCUGAGCUACAGCCAUUCAUGUCAGAGCUGAAGGGGCAUAACUCUGUGGUAGAGCAUCUGUUUUGCAUGCCAACGGCUCACAGGAACAAUCCCCGGCGUUUCCAGGUGGGGCUAAGAAUGUCCCCUUGUCUGAAAUCUAAUAAAGCUGCUUUCAGUCUGUGCUGACAACAUGGAGCAAAGGUCUGACUUAUUGUAAGGCAGCCUCCUGUGUUCAUACAUAGUCAUAAUAUAGUCAUUAUGCCAGUUGUCCUUCUCUCCAUCCCCAGCAUUCAUCGCCGCAAGCCUGAGUGUGCUGACGUCCGAUGGCUGCCCCUUCUCACCAAGCCCUGUGGGAGCACCGUGCCUGCUGGCGACAACACCAGAGUUUGAGCAGUAUGAAGUGGAGGGAGCAGCAAAGCAAGGGGUCAGCUCCCAGUUGGCCAGGAAAAACCAGUGUGUCUCUGGCGUCACUGUGCAACUGGAGAUGAGGAGUCUCUGGGAGGAGUUCAAUAGCCUUGGCACUGAGAUGAUUGUCACCAAGGCAGGGCGGUAGGUAUAAUGUUCUUUGGUCCAAGGAUUAAGGAUUAAAAACACAGCUUUGAUCUAUAAAGCGACUAAACAGGAACCACAGUAAUCCUUAUUAGCUUUUACUAGUCUAACAUUAAGGAGUAACACGAAAUUACAAUGACCUUAAUAAUGUGCCCUAUAUAAUGGAAUACCCAUUUAUUCAGGCAUUUGGCAUUGUUUUUAUUUACCUGCCCUUCACCUUAAGGUAACACACCAAAAUCAGAUGUUUAAACUAUAUAUUUCAAGUGUCAAAGGUCAGGGUAAAGAGGUGCCUCUUCAGCAUUUGCUGAAAAUUGUAUAGCCGAACUGCCAGGCGCACCUAUAUGAGGAGGUAGCUACACAACCUAGGGGCUGCUGCAGAGAAUGCCCUCUCCUGGACCAUCUCCACCCUGAGUUUCUGAGGGCAGCAGAACAGCCAGUAGAGCCCCCUCUGCUGUUCUUAAUGUCCAGGAGUGUUUGUAGGGAAGGAGAUUAUCUUUCAGACAACUCCCAGGACCACAGCCCAAAACAAUGUGCAGGUCUGCUAUUUAAAUGGAGCAAACUCCUAUGGUUACAAACUGUACCACAACUCUCUGUGUACCAUCAGGGAAAGUGUGAUCCAAGGGUGUUUAUUGUGCACCCCUACAACAAAGCCUGAGGUGGGCUUCCCACCACAAUGGGCAAGAAACCACGAACCAUUGCUCUAAGGACUGCAGCCCCUCCCUACCCUGCCUCAAGCUAUUGUAGCCUGUUGCAAAAGGCCCUGGGCAUCUCCCUCAGCAGUAGCCAAUGUGAUGUUCUCCAGAUGUUGCCAGUCUCCAACAUCACUGACCGCUGGCUAUUCUGGCUGGGGCUGAGGAGAGUCCAACAGCAUCUAGAAGACACACAGUUGGCUACCCUUGCCCUACCCUGGGUAAGAUGGAGGUUAGUGGGCAGUGGGAAAGCAGAAUCACCCGGCAAACUCCUUUCUCCCUGUGGCAGGAGGAUGUUCCCCACCUUCCAGGUGAAGAUAUCCGGCAUGGAUCCCUUGGCUGAUUAUGUGCUGCUCAUGGACUUUGUGCCUUUGGACGACAAGAGAUAUCGGUAUGGCCUGGGCCUGGCUCUGGGAUAAUGAGUUUGGAGCCAUUUCUGCUAGUUAGCCAGCCAGCGAGAGCAGGCUAGGCCCCAGGGAGACUCAAAAGGCAUGGCGUGUGGCUAGGCCUGAUAAGUGUUAAUGGAAGGAUUUCUAUAAAUUCAGUGGUAGGAGCAGGGAGUUCUGAACUGAGGCACCCUGAUGUUUUAAACCUGCAGGAGAUGUGUUGAUUUAUUACAUGGAUCUGCUUGUUGCUGUUUUGUUGUAUUCCAGAUAUGUACAGGUUCCUACGUUGAUCAAAUGAAUGGAAUAAUAUAAAAAAAUCUGUGCCCUUUGUGCUAAUUGAAUCAAGCCUUAAAUUGAGCUGAAAUUCUGUUCCAGAAUCAAGUUUCAAAUCUUGCCCUGGAAUGUAGUAAUAAAGGAAAUAUCAAAAUUAAAAGGCACUACUUCCCUCAUCACUAAGUUACCCCACAGUAACCCCUUGACCCCAUCAGAGUUAUGAGAAGUAGCUUCCAGGUGGGAUUUAAUUGUACAAAUUAACCACUAUCCCUAAUGGGAAGUAAGUGCUAUUUAGACCCUUUAGAAGGGGUGGAGAGCAGCCUAAUAAUGGAAUACAGUCAACUCCACCCUUGCACUGAGCCAGGACUCAUCUGUUUGGUAGAACACAAAAAGAUAUAUAGAUUUGGAGUAGACAUCACACACACACACACACACACACACACACACACACAGGGGGAGAGAGAGAGAGAGAGAGAGAGAGAGAUUUCUUCCCCAUCCUUCACCGUAAGGUCCCAGGGUGGGUUGCAACAGUUAAAGCAACUUAAUUGAGGGAGGUUUAAAAUUAAUUUUACUAUUUUUAAUAGUGCCAUGGUUGAUUUAUUUAUUUAUUUUAUUUCUCUUUCUCGUAUUGUUUGGAGUUUGAAAGUGUGUAGUGAGUUUAAGGGUUGGUGAAUGAGGAUGUGUGAGAUUGGAGGGGAGAGGAAACUACAGAAGGAAUGCAGAAGGGUUUCAAGUCAGAAGAAAACCCUGAUAAACCAUUAACAACACACAAAACAGCCCAGCGGUUUUCUGCACCACGUAAUAUGUAGCAGGGAUUUGCACGUGGAAAGUUUCUGCAGGAAAACAGCAUGCAUUCUUGCAUUAACACUCUGGCCAGGUUUGGCUCUCUGUUGCCAAUCCCAGAGGCACUUGGCAUCAGGCCCCUUUGGGUGAGGGAAGUACGGUUUGUCAAUGUGACGUCUUGCCAGUAUUAGUUGCCCACCAAGUACAUACAGGGAAUUGGGCUGGAAUUAGUGAAUGGUGGCCGAGAUGGUCUCUGAACAUAUGAUGCACAUGAAGGAUAAAAUGCAGUAUGUUAUAUGCAGUACUGCAUGUGAAGAUUCCAAUUUCCCUCCAUUUAUUUUCCUUUUUCGCUAUUCUGACCUUGCAGCUUCUGCACUGAAAAUGCUUGCUCAGAAAUUUUCAUGGAUGUUAAGCCUCUCAAUCUGAAUGUUUGCUAUACAUGAAUCCUGCCUCUUGUUUUACCUUGCUGUAGAAUGCCCCAUAAAAAUAUGCUUGAAUUCUAUAUACACAACAAAACAAACUGGAAUUCCGCCCCCCUUAACUGUAGUUUGGAAUUAUAUAUAGCUGCACACCAAGGCAAGCGUAGUAGACCCACCCACCCUCCAAACUCUUGCAGGUCCUCAAUCAGGUAGGAAAGGAAGCGGCCUGCCUCAAACAGAGCCAGUGUGGUGUAGUGGUUAAGAGCGGUAGUCUCGUAAUCUGGGGAACUGGGUCCGCGUCUCCGCUCUUCCACAUGCAGCUGCUGGGUGACCUUGGGCCAGUCACACUUCUCUGAAGUCUCUCAGCCCCACUCACCUCACAGAGUGUUUGUUGUGGGGGAGGAAGGGAAAGGAGAAUGUUAGCCGCUUUGAGAUUCCUUAAGGGGAGUGAAAGGCGGGAUAUCAAAUCCAAACUCUUCUUCUUCUUCAACAUAAUGCCUUUCCCCUGCAGAUACGCAUUCCACAGCUCCGCUUGGCUGGUAGCUGGCAAGGCAGAUCCUGCUACACCUGGCCGGGUUCACUUCCACCCUGACUCCCCUGCCAAGGGAGGCCAGUGGAUGAGGCAGAUUGUCUCCUUUGACAAGCUCAAGCUCACCAACAACUUGAUGGAUGACAAUGGCCAUGUAAGUUAAUUGUGCAGUGUCUUUGCAGAUAGUGUCAUUAUACAGUUUAGUCACCUGGUGGCACUGUAUUUAGUUGUACCUGAAGGGAGGGAAACCAAAUCAAGGUUAACACUGCUUCCCUGCAAGUUUUCCUAUCUCAGAAAAAUGGGAGCGAGCAUAAAAAUAUGCAUCGUAUGUGACAUAAUAAAUGUAACCUGGUGAUAUUUAUAAGUUCAGUCCCUGGCAUCUCCAGCUGGGCUUGGAGAGACUCCCUUUUAAGGCAGCUUCCUAUGUUCCUACUACUUAAAAUGAAAAGAACUUGCAAGAGUCUGAGUGUAUUUAUGGGACUUCCCACUUACACUGUGCACCACUCAAGAUUUGUUAAUCCCCACCAGGGGAUACAUUUGCAUGAGGUGUGGGAGUCGUUUGACAUUCCUGGGUGUGUAAACGAGAGUUGUUAAAUGAGAGCCCAUGUAUUGAACAGCCAUCUGAAAUGUCACUUUGUCUUGAUCAAACAGAUCAUCCUGAACUCCAUGCACAGGUACCAGCCACGCUUCCAUGUGGUGGUGGUAGAUCCACGGCCAGAUAGCGAGCGCUACGCCCAGGAGAAUUUCAAGUCCUUCAUCUUCACGGAGACUCAGUUCAUGGCAGUGACAGCCUAUCAGAACCACCGGGUGAGAGAACACGCAUGCACAGCCCUCUGGUGACACUAAUCAGUAUCACAUGGGAGAGCUGGCCUAUUGGAGAGAGUCAGGAUUGGGACAGGACUAAGUGUGGCUGGUGGAGACAGGCAAAUGGAUCUAUGCAUACACUGACACCUUUUGCUGUGCAAUCCAAGCUGUGCAGCAUUCCCAAUGCAUUUUUCACGGUGCCGUAAUUACUACAAUGUUUGCCUUUAAUUGUUUAAUGUUCUGUAAUGUUUAUAGAGAUAGCUGAGAUGGCGUUCAUUGGGUAGCCUUAAGUCACCAACAUAACCUAUAUCACAGGAUUGUUGCAAGGAUAAAAAGCAAACAUACACGGACAAAUCAAUGUACAAAUAUCCAUUUCGCUUUUUUUCAUCCCACCUAUAUCCCUCAUAGAAUCCAAAGUGGCAUGCUUGUAGUGCCCAGGUCAUCUCCCAUCCAGGUACUAAUCACACCCAGACCUGCUUAGCUUCAACGCUAUGUCCUGGGAUUGAAUGCUAACUACGUGUAUCCUGCUCUUCUUUCAAAGAGCCCCCAGCAGUGUGCUUAAGUUCAUAGGGUCGUGACAUAGAUCGGGAUGCACCACAGUAGUAACAUCAUGGCUGGUGUUGCUUUCUCAGGCAGUAGCUAGAGCAACAGCUCCACUAUAGAAAGAGAGGGAGCGGCAGGGAAAAUGUGUGUACUUGAAAACUCAUUCAUUCUCUCAGCAGAUCACACAGCUGAAAAUUGCUAGCAACCCCUUCGCAAAAGGGUUCCGGGAGUGUGAGCCAGAUGACUGGUAAGUCUCCGCACAUGGCGCAACCUUCUCAAAUACAGGUGGAGGGAUAAGCCUCUUAUGCGAUGUAGCUGCAAACAGAGCAAAUUCCAUUCUCAGGCUGCAAUGCUAUACCCAUCAGCCUUGUAAAUAAGCCCACAAGUUACUAGCCUCUAGAUGGCUAAGACCAGCUCCUCCAAAGCCUUUUAAGCAGGCUUGUAAAAUCAAAGUUGUCUUCUACCAAACAGGCUAAUAGAACUUGGAGAUAGAUUUCCCUUCCUCCACAGGAAGCAUGGAAACCAAGCAGACUAGCAAUGGAAGUGAGAGGUCCAUCCCUCCACCAGCCCACCCACCCACUCACUUAUAUGACAUUGCUGGUCACUUAUGGCAAGCUAUACACAACUGCUAUGCCUGGCUACUCAAAAGCAAGCACCACUGAAUACAAUGGUGCUUACUACCAGGUAAGUUUAUAUAAAAUUGUACCUUUAGAGAAGUAUUACUCUGAGUGGGGAAGACAGGCAUAAGAUGCAUUUUAGAAACAAACGCUGGGUUGGAAAUUCUCGGCCGGUAUGUGUUGACAAUCUGUGUGCCACCUGAAUAGCUAGGGUGGCCACAAGCCAGGGAAAACAAGGCUUGUGGCCCCUUAAUGUGUGCAUAGAAGAGGGAAUUCUGGUAUGUGUAGCAACCUACACAGGCUGAAAUGCCUUCUUCUGCACAGCUAUUAAACAAAGGUUCAGGAGGCCUGUCUUCUUUUGCAUCCAGCUACUCUACCGAGUGGAGCAAAAAGAGAUGGGAGGGAUAAUGGCAGUGAGAACAGAAGCAGCCAAGUCUGGGACUGUUCCCAAUAACACCUUCUAUAGCUCUGCCUGUCCUGUUUGAGUUUUAUUUCCACAAAGUCCAUCACCAAUGAAGUGCACGUCUUGUUUUUCUGCCUAGGCCCAGCUCACCAGGACAACUAUUAGGCUGCUUAUCUCGGAAUGGGGGUGCGGCUCCCUUAGCCCAGCUUCAAGAAACCACAGAAAAGGGUAAGGUGAAAAAAGCAAAUGGUAAGUAAGCCUUGCAUGUAGAGAACUCCAUGGGAAGGUACAGGGCAUGGUGGGGCUAUGGAGAGAUGGCAGGGUCUCCUUCUUGACUUUGGUCCAGAUUUUUCUCAGGCACAAACUUAAAUGUUUGAUGCUAAUAAUCUCAACUUUCUCCUGUCCCUCGAGUUUCCGGUGCUUAUGUGUGCAAAAAUUAGCUAAGAAACAUACAUGCAAUAAUUUCUAAUGAGAGGGAAUGCUGCAAAGUAAGGGCUUCCAGUGACUAGGGAGCAGCUUCUCAGUACUCUUUGUAUCCUUUGACAUCUCUUUUAUUUUUAUUUUAUUUAAAUUCUAUUUAUUUUUAUUUCUAUACCACCUUUUAUCCGAGGAUAACAGGGUGGUUUACAAUACAGAAACACAAAAAUACGUAGUAUAACAUCUUGGAGAUGUCUGAAAUAUUAGGUGGUAUAAAAAUGCCAUUAACAAAUAAAUAAUAUCUCCCUUGCUCACCCUAUGAUCUUCUGGAUAUUUUGCUCACUAUGCCUUUCUUCAUAUGCAGUUUAGUUUUUUGGUUUUCCUAACUGCAGUAUAGUCAUAUUCAUGCAGUUCUCUGUGAGAUCUCAGUAGAGCAUGAGAGUAGCAAUUACAUUGUUCAGCAAGGUGGCAUGGUCACCUUCUAAACAAGUGCCACAUCUGCACUGAGAGAACCACAGGUAUAGAAACCAACCACAUGACCUAGCCAAACCAUGCAGUUAGUGUAUGCGUACGAUAUUGCUACAAAUAUGGAGCCACAACCACCUGAGAGAAGCUCUUCAGCCGCCACCGUGCUAUAGUAUAAGCCAUGGCAUAGUCUGCAGAGAUCCUGGGCUCUUAGUGAGAUUGAAUGGAGGUAAACCGCAGGGGUGGAAGUUUGGAGCAAAUUUCUCAGUCACUCGUGGCUUAGCCUUCUCCAUUCUGAUUAACAGAAUGGAUUGAGUUGGCAGGAUCAGAAAAAGAAGUGGCAGACUUAAUUAUUUCCAGGACUGAGUCAUGCUGUGUAGGGACUGACUUUGGUUGGCCAGGGAAGUCAUUCAGCUCUAAACUCCUUCUCUUUUUCUAGGGUUUGCCAGCAAUCAUCACCUCCCUCCUUCCCUCUUCAGAGAAGCCUCCCAGCUGCAGCACCCACCCCUGGUCACACCCGCCACCCUCCCAGAUAUGUGCCUUGCUCGACGACCCUUGAGUGAAGCAUCAGGGGCCCUGCCCUACAAGCACCUCUCCUAUCACAGCAUCUACGUGGGAGCCCGCUCCCGGGCAACGCCCUACGCCCUCCCCAGCAGCCGGGCCACCAGCUUCCAUGCUCUCAACAUCUACACUGCCGGGGACUAUGAACAGUGA